Molecule: messenger RNA, 1548 nt
Organism: Paraphaeosphaeria sporulosa
Lineage: Eukaryota; Fungi; Ascomycota; Dothideomycetes; Pleosporales; Didymosphaeriaceae
Exons: 3
Coding region: 1-1416 (471 amino acids)
Molecular function (GO): protein binding
Source: RefSeq, a predicted model, not a curated record
AUGCUCUCAAAAGCGCUCUUUACUGUGGCAUUGGCCACUUCAGCCAAUGCUCUCUCGCUGCCUCCACUCAUUCCGGCCAUUCCUGGUGUGACUGAGCCUCUGGCUACCAAUGCGCCGCCUCUUCCUAUUCUUCAGGUCCCGACCCCUCCACUUGACAGCCCUCCGUUCACGAGCAACCAGCAGAUAAAGCCCAAGAAGAUUGGCUAUUUCUGGACUGGUGCAGGUGACAACAAUCACAAGGAUUUCCUUGCGACCUACUCACUCGACGAUGACACAUUCGGCACUCUUCUUUGGGUCACGGAUGUACCAUCCAGUGGUAACAGCCCACAUCAUCUUGGGCCCACGCUCGAUGGAAAAACGUUGGUCGGUGGUGGUCUGCUGUCUCUGCUCAAGACUCAGGACACUGCUUACUAUUUCGACACCACCAACCCCUAUCAACCGAAGUUCAAGAAGAGCAACCGAGCGUUGCUGGGGUCCAUCACUGACGAGAUCCGUGCUAAGCCUGAUGGUGGCUUCUUCAUUACCUACAUGGGAUCCGCUGUGGGCACUUCACCAGGCCGUCUCAUUGAGACAGAUGCCAACUUCAACAUCAUCCACGAGUGGCCUGAAGAUGUCAGCUCCACUCUCAACAUCCUCGGGGAGCAAUUCUCGCCGCACGGCCUCAGCAUCGACUUCAAGAAAAACAUCAUCUUGACGAGCGACUUCGUCGUGCCGGUCACGAUCCUCAAACCCGCCUCCGCCAUCGGCAUCCAGAAAGCUAACACACUGCGUCUCUGGGAACUGUCCACUCGCAAGAUCAUUUCCACAAUCACGAUUCCCGACGGCAAGGGUAUCCAGGAUGUCAAGUUCAUUCCAGGUAACUCUGAGUCUGCUGCACUUGCAACUGCUGUCGGUCCAGGUCAGGUCUGGAUCAUCUAUCCUUUCCGCAAAGACUCCAACGGCAAGCAGGGUGUCGCCGAGCUCCUCUUUGAUCUCGGUCCUAAGGCUCGAGACAAUCUUGCCAUCUACUCCGAUAUCUCGGACGAUGGCAAGCUCGCAUACUUUACGCUUACGCUCGGCAACCACGUAGCUGCUCUGGACAUCUCGGACCUCAACAACGUUAAGCGCCUCGACGACCCAGAUGAGGACCAGGGUAUCAUUGGCCCUCACUACGUUAAGAUCUCGCCCGACAAGAAGAACCUGCUUGUCACCGAUUACUUCGUCCAGACAGGCUCGAUUGGAGUCGUCAACACGCCGGCAGACUACAAGGCACAAUGGAUUGACAUUCUGCCUAACGGUGGCUUGAGCUUCAACAGGUCGAUUGACUUCGAGAAGGUGUUCAGCCAGUCUGGUAAUGGCGGUAACAGGGGUGGAGCUAGGCCCCACUCUGCAGUUAUCUUCGACUUGACUGACCCAUCCAAUCCCAAGUACUACUAAGACAUAUGCCAAGGAUAGAGGCUUUGUAGCUUGUCGCAUGGAGGUAUGAACUGAGGGUUGAUCACAGUGUGCUUUGCUUCUUGUUGGUGUUGUUUGUAGAUUUGAUUGUCCAUACGGUCGUUACUACUUUCG